GUUUGAAAAUUGGAUUUUUUGUUUACCUAGUGUGGAAGUCAAUCCCUAAAACAGGCAAAAAUUGCUACUUUAAAGAAAAAAAAAGGUAGUUGUACAGCAGUUCCUGUGCACCAAGCCUAUAUAUAUAUUUUUGUGACCAGAUUAAAAAGACUCUAAAACACAUACUUCAGCCUUGCAGUUCUCUUUCCCUCCAGACAAAACCACUAUGGCCGUUGAUUCAGAAUUGACAGAUAUUGCAGCUACUGUAUAUGAUGCCAUUCGUCUUGUGAGAGACCCAGAAAAGGAUGCAACUUUAGAGGACUUAAAUGUUGUCAGUGAAGAAGGAAUAAAGGUUACAAGAUUCAAUGAGGACAAGUAUCUGAUAACAGUGGAAUUUGUCCCAACCAUUUCCCACUGCUCUUUAGCAACUCUCAUUGGCCUAUGCAUACGAGUGAAGUUGAUGCGUGCGCUCCCUUUUCCCUUUAAAGCAGACAUCCAUUUAGCUCCUGGAAGUCAUGACACAGAACACGAAGUAAACAAACAAAUCAAUGACAAAGAACGUGUAGCAGCAGCUUUAGAGAACCCUAACCUUGCAAGAGUUGUUGAGGAAUGUUUAGUCGAAAGAGAUUGCUAGUUUUCUACGAAAGAGACAUUCAUUUAGAAUUGGGGAAAUAU
Penaeus chinensis is the source of this 654-nucleotide messenger RNA. RefSeq names its product cytosolic iron-sulfur assembly component 2A-like. The record is from RefSeq and is a predicted model, not a curated record. NCBI's taxonomy places the organism in Eukaryota, Metazoa, Arthropoda, Malacostraca, Decapoda, Penaeidae. The transcript has 5 exons. The coding region runs from base 206 to 613 and encodes 135 amino acids.